AUGCAAAACAGCACUUCAGACUUUGGAAAGCAUCAAGGCAUCUCUGAACUUGCGUUAUCGUUGGUGCGGGUGAGUCGUAUUGCAAGACAUGCACACACCAAACUUGCACACAGAGGUCAACUCCUUUUCCCGGCACCAGAGCACACGCUGACACAAAGAGACCAAAUCGUCUCGUCCAAGUCUCGGUGCGGAGUGGCACUUAACUACUUCCCCGGUUUGGAGAAUUAAAAGCAAGUUGUGUUCAUUAAACUUGCAUUAUGAGACAAAUAAGAUCAUUCCCCCCUCUGCCUGCUUCAGAGGUAAUCCGAUUCCUUCACUGAAUAAACCUUCAGUUGCCACUGAGCCAUUAAGGAAGCGGCUUAUUGCCUCCAAAAAUAGACAGACAAUCAUAUUAAAGCGCCAGCAAUUUCCCCAGGGUUGGCGCUCUCUCUGCGCUGCAUAUAGGAUUGUUGGCUAACCAGAAAAAAAAGGAGGCUUCUUGUUGUUGUCGUCAGUGGAUUUCAGCUAUUUUAACAGGUCAGAGACAUGGAAACUCAGGCCCAGGGGCCAAGCCACUCUACCUGGCCCUCAGGACUCUUCCUACACCACACCCCUUCCCUAGCCACACCCCUUCUCCCCAGGCCACACCCCUCACUGGCCCUGCUCCCAACCCCACUCCACACCAGACCCAGGAGAAACUGGGCUUUAUACCCCAGGAAACCUGGGGAAUUUGCCACUGGGUCUUAACUCUUGGAUCUGCCCCCCGUGCCCAGGAAUCUCUGCUCCUAGGCAUCCUUCAGAUACCAGACCUUUAUUUAAUUUAAUUCCUGCUGCUGGAAGAAUGAGAAAGAUUCAGUACCUAAUUGUGCAUAUUAGGGAAGAUUACAUAUGGGGAAAUGUUCAUAUAGUACAAUAAAUUCACACUAAAAUCCUAAUGAAUUUUCAUAGUUAUUUUUAAAUUGAUGUUAUUUUUAAAUUUUGAUGUGAUCAUGUAAUUGUUAUUUUGUAUUUUUUUUAUUAAAAAAAAUGGAUUGAUUUUAGAACUGUGAACCACUUAGAAGCCAUCUAGUGGUAUAUCAAUCAAUCAAUCCAACACUGGUGAAACAUUUUUAAUGCGCUGCCUCGUCUGUUUGCUCAUUGCAGAUUUUUCUUGCUGCAUUAUCGUUUGUUUACUUUGCGAAAGCUCUGUCAGGAAGUUACCUGAAAAGUACCAUCACCCAAAUAGAAAAAAGAUUUGAUAUCCCUUCGUCCCUGGUUGGCCUGAUAGAUGGCAGCUUUGAAAUUGGUAUGUGACACACACAGCAAAAAAUUUUUGCUAUAUAGGCAGAUGACGAGCUAAGUGUGCCUAAGUUAGUUUCUCCUUGCUUCUUAAAGGGAACCUUUUAAUAAUAAUCCUGGUCAGCUACUUUGGAGCCAAACUUCAUAGGCCAAAGAUCAUCGGAGCCGGUUGCCUGAUCAUGUCAUUCGGAACAUUUUUGAUAGCCAUGCCGCAGUUCUUUAUGGGACAGUAAGUACGCCACAAUUUGUAGCUGCCGUUUCGCAAACAAAUGUGUAGAGCUUAAUCGCUCCUUCUGUUUCCAAAGUUCAGGGGUGAGUGCCAUUGCUUGUGUAGAUAAAAUUGCACCAUUCAUGCUCAGGGAAACUCCAAGGCUGCAGAACUAUGGGUAACUUGGGGGGAAGGGCACAAUACGCUACGAUACGAUACGAUAAUCUUUAUUAUCAUUGUCUUAUACAGAACAACAACAUUGAAAAAAUCUACGGGGAGGGGGAGCCAGAGAACAGUCUGAGAGUGCUGAAUGGCCAUGUAACAUUGAGUGGCUGUUGGAGGGACCCCCCACCCAGAAAAACAGGUGGAAAAAUAAAUGGAAUAGAGUAUUCUUUUAAAAGGGGGCAUGUCUGGCUGGCUUGCAUUUCAUACUGCAAUGUUUUGCAGUCUUUUUAUAGGAAGCAAUUUAUAUGAGGGUGACUUAGAAUGGAAAAUAAGAUUCUCUCCCUAUGGGAUUCCAGUUUUGCCACUUGUGGCACCAUGCAGCUCAUGUUGACAGCUGUGGAAAUUCAGUACAGGGUACAAUACGGUGACCAAGACUCAGGCCGGCUCUACCAUUAGGCGGAAUGAGGUUCACCACCACAGUUCAUAUACAUGAACUAUUUGUUUCAGUGUAGCCCUUGCCUUCAAUUCAGGUAGCCUUCAACAGGAGCCUGCAAUAAGCUUAAAUAUAUAACCCCCCUCCAGCGUGUAACAGGUGGUAACUCUGUAAAGAAACUGUUGGUUUUUACACAGCUAUAGGUAUGAGAUAUUUUCUUCCUCCUCCAAUUCAACUGUCAGCAUCUCCCCGUGUCUCCAGGAUCAGAACCAGCUGCCUGUCUCAGUCUUGGAAAGAGCUCAGACGCAAAUCCAUGCAGGUAAGGAUAAAAAGAUAAUGGCAGCACUUCUCCAGGAAAUAUAAUGUUGGUGCAAUGAUUCUUUUUAGCAGCUGUUUUGGUGAGAUUUGAUGGGAAAGGGUGUGUAUAUGUUGAAAGUCCCAUUAGUUGAGUGUAUUGUGGGAGAAUGAUGUCAAAAUACAAACAUCGGUCUCUUUUGUUUGUGUGAACAGGGUGCGAAAAGGAAGCUGGAAUUUCCAUGUGGAUUUACGUUUUGCUGGGAAAUCUGCUACGUGGAAUUGGGGAAACCCCUAUCCAGCCUUUGGGUAUUGCGUACAUUGAUGACCACGCCACAGAAGAGAGCGCAGCCUUUUACAUUGGUAUUUUGUUUUUCAAACCAGGUCGUAUUUCUUCUCGUUUCUCCCUCUGUCAUACCAGAUGGUUUGUCCAUUCUUAUUGACCAGGUCUGGGACACGGGUGGCACUGUGAGUUAAACCACAGAGCCUAGGACUUGCCAAUCAGAAGGUCAGCAGUACGAAUCCCCGCGACGGGGUGAGCUCCCGUUGCUCGGUCCCUGCCCCUGCCAACCUAGCAGCUCGAAAGCACGUCAAAGUGCAAGUAGAUAAAUAGGUACUGCUCCGGCGGGAAGGUAAACGGCAUUGCCGUGCGCAGCUCUGGUUCGCCAGAAGCAGCUUAGUCAUGCUGGCCACAUGACCCAGAAGUUGUACGCCGGCUCCCUCGGCCAAUAAAGCGAGAUGAGCGCCGCAACCCCAGAGUCGGCCACGACUGGACCUAAUGGUCAGGGGUCCCUUUACCUUUAUAUUGACCAGGUCAAAGUGUAACUUUUCAGUCUAAUGUGCCUGUUCUGCUUCCUUUUCUCAGGGUGUGUGCAGACGGUUGCAAUAAUAGGCCCCAUCUUUGGCUUCCUCCUGGGAUCCUUAUGCGCCACACUGUAUGUUGACAUCGGCUUUGUAGACAUGGGUGAGUCUGAGCAAGGCUGCAAUGAGUCUGUUGAACACAUCCCAAUCUCUGAGGUGGGUUUGGCUGAAAGGCCCUGGGUCGUCCAGCGAGCUUCGUGGCCAAGUGGAGAUUUGAACCCUGGUCUCCUCCGUCCUAGUCUUGACACUCUGACCACUGAACUGUUCCUACUGGUAGCUGACGUCUUCAUUUCUUCCUCCCCAGAUAGCAUAAGCAUAACUCACAAGGACUCCCAAUGGGUAGGAGCUUGGUGGCUUGGCUAUUUAAUAGCCGGGGUGGUCAGCAUCCUUGCCGCUAUCCCUUUCUGGUUCUUACCGAAACAUCUUCCAAGACCAGACACCCGAAAGGAUUCCAGCACUUCCUCUGAGCAGUCCAAGUUCAUCAACGAAGAUAACAGAGAACACCGCAUCACCUACCAGGAGCAAGUGAAGUUUCUCGAGAUGGCUAGAGGUGAGGCCAUGUGGCUGGUGAAUUGAGUCACAUUCAGACUUUAUAAAAUCUCUUUUUUUCAAAUCAGCUAGUUUGGUAACAGUCUCUACUAAUUACCCUGCCUUGCUUUCCUACCCUUGGGUGAUGAACCAUCAAAUGAGCACAUUGAGGAUGUGGCUGAACCACAUUGCAUUGAGCUUAGUGUGUGUUGGAACAUUCUGAAUCCUGCGAGGUCUUUGAAAACAAUUUUGCAUUGCAUGUUGUUUUCCAGUCACUUUGUCAACAGCAGGCCACCGUUUUGUUUUCCAGAUUUCCUGCCGUCACUGAAAAGCCUCUUUGGGAAUCCAGUGUAUUUUUUAUACCUCUGCUCCAGCAUCACCCAGUUCAAUUCUCUCAUUGGUAUGGUGACUUACAAAGCAAAAUACAUUGAGCAGCAGUUUGGGCAAUCAUCUUCGAAGACCAAUUUUGUCAUAGGUAUGAAUGCCGUGCUUUCUCAAAAUGAUACCGUAUAACAUGCCCCCGUGUAUAAGAUGCCCCCUACUUUGGGGGACUACAAAUUAAGAAAAUAAGGGGAGAUUGCCCUUACCGUCUGUUCCCUCGCCGGUAGAAGCCAGCAGUUGUCUGCCCAAUUGAUGCAGCAGCAGCCAAUCAACAACAACCCUUGCCGCAGCCACCAAUAGCACACCCAAUAUCCACUGACAAUCUCCGGAUCGUGGCAGCAGCCAAUCACACGUCCCCCCAUGCACUAUCUGUGUAUAAGACAAGCCCAAAUUUUUAACCUUAUUUUUUAGUAAAAAAACCCACCUCGUCUGAUACACAGAAAAGUACGGCAUGUAAAAAGAUGCCACUCUGUGCUAGCUUUGCUGAAUGGAAGCUAGGUAUGGAAACAAAGCCUGGUUUUCAGGUUAGAGCUUUCUUUGGAUAUUUCAAAGGCUGCAGAAUUGUGAGGCAAACAUGGAGCUUCUUAUAUAUACCAAGGGUUGCAGCCCAUGCUAGUUCUCUUCAAAAUGCACCCAACUGAAAUUAAUAGCCCUGAUGGACUUGGGUCCAUUAAUUUUAGUGGAUCUGCUUUGAGCAGAACUUAGUUGGAUGCAACCCAAGCGUUUUAUUUUUGGACCAGCUGCGUUACACUUUGUUGUUCUCGUUCCUCGAAGAUGGAAGUUGGAAUUUCUUGGCAUGGCACCUAUUCAACUAGUAUAAUCUGCGAGUGCUGUUUAGGAGGAGAAAAGGCACUCAGGAGCAAUUAUUGCCCAUAGCACAGUGCCUUCCAUUGUAUGUCAAGCUUUUCUUAGUGCUAAGCCGCUAGCUAUGUGUGAAACAAUUUAAGAUUAUGCAAAGCAGAGGAAGUGCCACUUGAGAAGAAUAGGCAAAAGGUUUAUUGCUGUUACUAUAGGACAACAGUCACUGAUCUGGUGCCCUCCAGACUUUUUGGACUGUUGACCAUGCUGGCUGGGGCUGAUGGGAGUUAUAGCUCAAGACAUCCAGUAGGGACGGGUUUGGCAAAGACUGCUAUAGCAUAAUAAUGCAAGACACCCAGACAGGUCCCGAUAUGUUGUCUUUGGGCAGUAGGGAGAUGAGAGGGGAUCGGGGGUGGAGAAAAAAUGGUCCGCCUCAGAUAUUUCCACAUUCAGCAACUAUAAAAGUAUAUUAAAACUAGAGGGGGUGCCCAGUGCUACCAAAACAUAUUGUGAUUUUUAAAUGGACCAUAUUUUUCGCGCCAUAAGAUGCACCUGACCAUAAGAUGGACCUAGUUUUUAGAGGGGGAAUGCAAGAAAAAAAAUAUUUUUAAAGGGAGCGCUGAGCAGAGCCUGUAUGCAUUCCAGGCUCUGCUCAGCGCUCCCUUUCACAAGCUGCAUGGAGCAUGUGUGUGGCGCUUGUAGGCUUUUCCCCAGGGGAGAGAAAAGCCCCCAAGAGCUGCACACAUGCUCCACGCGGCUCGUGAAAGGGAGUGUGACUCUUGGGGGCUUUUCCAGGAGGUGGGGGAAGGGACUGAGGGGCUGCCCUCUGUCCCUUCCCCCACCUCCUGCAAAAGCCCCCAAGAGCCGCGCACCCUUUAAAGAGUGCGCGGCUCUUGCGGGCUUUUCCCCAAGGAGGGAGAAGGGACUGACGUGGCCACGCUCUCAAGGGCUUUUCCCGCCUGCCUCCCGCCUGCGUUCGCUCCAUAAGGCGCACACACAUUUCCCCUUCCUUUUAGGAGAGAAAAAGUGUGUCUUAUGGAGCGAAAAAUACGGUAAUUUAUAAGCUUGGACCCAUCGUGCCAAAGAAAGGAGUGAAGUCAGACCAAAGUCACCAUCUUGAAUCAAAAUGGCGCCUGGGAUCCAAACUUCAAUUAUCCUCUAGUGCAGGCAUGUCCAACUUCCAAGAGACUGCGAUCUACUCCCACUUUUAAAAAACUGGCAGUAAUCUACCCAUCAAAGUUGUUGAGAGUUUUUUGGGGGGGAUCAACCUGUUGGACCAACUCCAGCCCUCCCAGCUUCUCUAUUUGACCCUGAGAACUCCCCCCAGGCCACAUUUCUUACUUGCUGUGUUUCAUACCCUCUCUGAACCUUUCUUCCUGGCUGGAAUGUGUCUUAACUCUGUUAAAAUGCUAGUUGCUUGCCUGGGUAGAGACUAGAGAAGGGCCUCUGAGUGUGUGCAGGAACUCGACUAUUGCAUAAAGGCAAAACUGACAUGAUUUGCUCCACGAGCGUUUCCCUCUGGGUCCAAUUCAGAAGGUAUUCAAUACCAAAAUCAUGUACAAGUGCAAUACGGAAUGUGUCUCAAAGCCAAAUGACCAUUCAUUCAAUAAAGAGAACUGAAUGAUUUUUACACAGCUGAGGCACUGCUACUGCAAUUUGGGUGAUUGAGGCACUCCCGGGGAUGUGAAUAGGUCCCCCCCAGUCUGCGGAUUAUCCUUUAGCAACAAGUACACUUGCAGGAAAUCAGCCCUGAGUGAUCACUGGAAGGACAGAUCCUGAAGCUGAGGCUCCAAUACUUUGGCCACCUCAUGAGAAGAGAAGACUCCCUGGAAACGACCCUGAUGUUGGGAAAGGGCACAAGGAGAAGGGGACGACAGAGGACGAGAUGGUUGGACAGUGUUCUCGAAGCUACCAGCAUGAGUUUGACCAAACUGCGGGAGGCAGUGGAAGACAGAAGUGCCUGGCGUGCUCUGGUCCAUGGGGUCACAAAGAGUCGGACACAACUAAACAACAACACCACUUGUAGAGAUUCUUUGCUCUUUAUUGAAUGAAUAACACUCAUACACUUGUACCUGAUUUUGAUAUUGCAUGCAUUAUGUAAAGACUAUAUUUAACGAAACGGACACUUGGUGGAAUGUAAAUGUCUUAUUUUUACAUUUUGCCUUUGGGAAAUUCUAUAUAAUUACAUACAGAAUUAUGUGAGCCGUGUUUCUGUAUUUCUCUAUAUUCCUUUGUGUUGUGUUCCUACGGAAGGAGCAGUAACUGGUACUGGCUGCUUUUUAAAUUUUUUAUUGGGCUACCAGAAUUUUUCAGGGGAAUUAUGUAGGUUGCAAAAAACGAGACCACACCGUAUUGAUUUUCCUCUUUGUUUGAGGGGCUGUAGGUCUCAUCAAUAUCCCUGCUGUGGCUUUGGGGAUAUUCUCCGGAGGGCUGAUCAUGAAGAAAUUCAGGCUGAACGUUUUGGGGGCAGCCAAGUUGUCCCUGGGAUCCUCUUUCUUUGGCUACCUCCUCCUGCUGCUGCUGUUUGCCAUCGGCUGCAAGAAUGUUGACGUGGCAGGCCUGACCGUCUCCUACAAAGGGUAUGUUCAACUGGGCAGGGCUGGGGAGUGGCUAUGGUGAAAUCCUGUUCUAAAUGGGCUUUCAAGAGCACCUCCUUCUUAUACAGUGGUACCUCUGGUUGUGAACGGGAUCCAUUCCAGAGGCCCGUUCGCAACAUGAAAAGAGCACAACCCGUAGCGGUGCAGCUGCACAUGCGCGGUUGCGAUUCGCCACUUCUGUGCAUGCGCGAGUGGCGAAACCCGGAAGUAACCCUUUCCGGUACUUCCGGGUCGCUGCGGGACGUAACCUGAAAGAACGUAACAUGAAGCGGACGUAACAUGAGUUAUGACUGUACUUGUGUGGACUAACUUGACCGCUUUGAUCUAGGGAACUCACAGCUUUCCAAGUGCCUCAUCACUUUCAAUCUGCACUGGCAAGAACUUAUUUUUCAUUAGUGUAGCGGCACCUGCUCUCUCGAACUCCCUGCCUUUUGAGAUUAGGCAAAUGCCUUCAUUGUAGUGUUUUUGAUGUCUGCAAAAAACGGUUCAGGUUAGCUUACCAAUACAUGUGCUUUUAUUACAUACAUGUGUUUUUAAAAAAUCUGUGGAUUUUAUCUAUAUUUAUUUUAUGAUUUUCUUGCUGUUUUUAAUGAAUAUUUUGUAACUGCUUAGAGAUAGGGUUUUGCUUUUUUCUGAUUCAGUGGUAUAUAAAUUUUAGUAAAUAAAUAAAAAACCCGCUUUGGAAAUAUACUGCAGCUAAUGUGCUGCUUUUCACUGCUACUAAAGUUUCCUUUAGGAACUGCAGCACACAGAGCUGAUAUGUGUGGGAUCUACCGGUUGUGUUCUCAGCCAUGUGAAUUUUUCAGACAGUCUUAGUACCAGCACCAUGCAUUUAGAGCACUCUUGUACCACUUUAAGGGAAAACAUGUCAUGCUCCUUCUGGGGUAGUUCGUCCACCUUUGGUCCCCAUCCUGCACUCCACUGAGCCCUCACCUGUGGCUCCUAGAAGCUGUCAGCAUGCAACAACACAGGAAGGGCUUCGACUGGGCAGCUAAUCAAGUGAGGGUAGCUAAUAGGUAUUGAACUCUUGAUGAGUUAGGGCAGGCACCCCCAAACUCAGCCCUCCAGAUGUUUUAUAAUAAUAAUAAUAAUAAUAAUAAUUUUUUAUUUAUACCCCACCCUUCCUGGUUCAAAAACCGGGCUCAGAGCAGCUAACAACAAAUUUAAAACACUUAAAAACACUUAAUUAUAAAAGCAGCAUAAAAUAUAGUAUAAAAUACAAUUAAAAAAUUAAAAAUCAAUUAGAUAAUCCCCAGGGCUACAGUUUUUUGGGGGGACUACAAUUCCCAUCAUUCCUGACCACUGGUCCUGUUAGCUGGGGAUGAUGGGAGUUGUAGUCCCAAAAGAUAUGGAGGGCCAAGUUUGGGGAGUUAGGGGCUUCCCCUGCAUGCAUGACAGAUGUAGUGGAUGAGACCAAUAGUGGGUCCAACAUUUAAGACAGUGGUUUCUGCAUAUCCUGCAGAGGGAAAUGAGGAGCAGAUGGGGCUUGUCAACCUGGAAAUGUAGCCCAUCUAGGAGAAGGAAAACUCUAAUCCUCAACCUCCUUCGCCUUAUCUAAAGAGUAAACUCUGCACAAAUCUGGAGUGGAGUCCCUAAGACGUUUGGAUGGUGCCUUGUACGCCUCCUUCUGGCAACUCCUGCAGCCAAGUUGGUGCCAAAUGUCUUGCUCUGCUUUCCUUUGGAUCACAUCAGCAAGGUUGAGAGAGGGGGUCUUGUCAUAUGGGCAAUCCAAGACUUCCAUACACACUUCCAAGGCUUGCACCCCAGGAAGGUCACUUUGGUGCUGCUAAUGCAGCAAUUUGAUUUCACCCUCAGAGGCUCACUCCAUUGCCUAUCAAGACAGACAGAUGCCAACAAUUGUUGUUGUUGUUGUUUAGUAGUUUAGUCAUGUCCGACUCUUUGUGACCCCAUGGACCAGAGCACGCCAGGCACUCCUGUCUUCCACUGCCUCCCGCAGUUUGGUCAAACUCAUGCUGGUAGCUUCGAAAACACUGUCCAACCAUCUCGUCCUCUGUCAUCCCCUUCUCCUUGUGCCCUCCAUCUUUCCCAACAUCAGGGUCUUUUCCAGGGACUCUUCUCUUCCCAUGAGGUGGCCAAAGUAUUGGAGUCUCAGCUUCAGGAUCUGUCCUUCCAGUGAGCACUCAGGGCUGAUUUCCUUCAGAAUGGAUAGGUUUGGUCUUCUUGCAGUCCAUGGGACUCUCAAGAGUCUUCUCCAGCACCAUAAUUCAAAAGCAUCCAUUCUUUGGCAAUCAGCCCUCUUUAUCGUCCAGCUCUCACUUCCAUACAUCGCUACUGGGAAAACCAUAGCUUUAACUAUAUGGACCUUUGUUGGCAAGGUGAUGUCUCUGCUUUUUAAAAAAGUCACUGCUUCCCUCAAAGAAUUCUAGGAGCUGUUGUUUGUUAAGGGUGCUGCCAAGAGCUACAAGGAAACCCCUAUUCCCCUCACGGAGCUACAAUUCCCCGAGUUCCCUGGGAAGAGGGGUUGAUUGUUAAAUCCCUCUGGGAAUUGUGACUCUGUGAGGGGAAUAGGGGCCUCCGCACAAUUCUCCGCACUCUCAGCAAACUACAAUUCCCUGGAUUGUUUUGGGGAAGGUAUAACUCUUUAAAGUGGUAUUUCAUUGCUUUAAAUGUACAGAGCAGAAGGGGCUUUAGUUAGACGGUAAAUAGCUUUUCAAAAGAUGCCCCCCCCCCAUACACACAUUAUAUAAGCCUUCUAAAAUUCUGACUCCGGGAUCAGUAUCCCAAAAGGAAAAACGAUUUCCUCAUCCAACCCCUGGUCUCAUAAACACAGCCUCUGGUGUACUGGAGAUGUUAGCAUCUGUGCCUUCAGAGAGGUUGAUGACAGCGCCUGGAACAGUAAACAUGGAAAAGCUUUUCUCGGAUAAAAGGAUGUCAUGUCCUUGAAAGCAGGCUUGUUGAGCAUGUUCGACAUUAGAGGCGGGGGACAAGGAAACAGAGCUUGAAUCAAUAUCCAGUCCAUAGGCCUUCCUGUAAUCUUUUGAAAGGUUGUGGUAAUCACUGUUGGCAGUGACCCCAUCAAAAGAGACUAAUAUAGAGUGUCACAUGGCUUUGCAGAGCUGCUAUUGGCCAUUCUUCGAUGAAGCACUAUUUCUGGAGUAUUUUCUGAUAACCUCUGCAGCCUAGUCCUAGACAUUCAUAGCCCUGUGCACCUAGAGCCAGGCGUAAGGAAACUUUUUGACUAGAUAAAGACUGGUUCCCACCCCACAGACAAACACUGACAGGUGGGCUGUGAAACCCACUUGUCAAUCGUGCAAUGCCAUGAUGACAUCAUAUACUGUAAAAAUCCCUUGUGUGGAUUUGGCGCUGCCUAGUGGACAACUGGGAACCACAGUACAAGGGGCAGAAUUCCCCAGGCACUGCUUGUUAAAACAGAUUUGGUAAUUGUAUUCCUGUGAGGGGAAUUUAUUGUUGUUGUUUAGUCGUGUCCGACUCUUCGUGACUCCAUGGACCAGAGCAUGCCAGGCACUCCUGUCUUCCACUGCCUCCCGCAGUUUGGUCAAACUUAUGUUAGUAGCUUCAAGAACAUUGUCCAACCAUCUCAUCCUCUGUCGUCCCCUUCUCCUUGUGCCCUCAAUCUUUCCCAGCAUCAGGGCCUUUUCCAGGGAGUCUUCUCUUCUCAUGAGGUGGCCAAAGUAUUGGAGCCUCAGCUUCAGGAUCUGUCCUUCCAGUGAGCACUCGGGGCUGAUUUCCUUCAGAAUGGAUAGGUUUGAUCUUCUUGCAGUCCAUGGGACUCUCAAGAGUCUCCUCCAGCCCCAUAAUUCAAAAGCAUCAAUUCUUCGGCAAUCAGCCUUCUUUAUGGUCCAGCUCUCACUUCCAUACAUCACUACUGGGAAAACCAUAGCUUUAACUUUACGGACCUUUGUUGGGAAUGUGAUGUCUAGGAGCAACCAAACAACUCUCAGAACCCUUAACAAACUACACCUCCCAGAAUUCUUUGGGAUAAGCCAAGACUGUUUAAAGUUGUAUCAUCACAAUUUAAAUGUUUGGUGUGAAUGGGGCCGUCAAUGAAAUUAUGGGCACCUAGCACACCAUUGUUUUCUUUUAGAAAACAGGUGGAAGACAUGCUUUUUUCCAUCAGGCUUUUGGAUGUGGAGAACAUCAAGGGUUGGAAUUUUAUGAAUAGUUUGCUGCUGUUUUUACGGGUUGUAUUGAAAAGUUUGCUUUUCAGUUCUUGUGUAGUUCUUGUGGCUUUGUGUCGCAAACUGCCCCACAGCCUUUGGGUGAAGGACUAUAGCUGCGUCUGUUUUGGAUGCAGAAGUUCAAGUUCAAUCCAUGACAUCUCCAGGUGGCACUGGGAAAGAUAACACUGAUGAGCCACUGCCAGCCAGUGUUGACAGUACUGAUCUAGAUCAGCCAAUGGCCUGACUCCAUAUGAGACACCUUCCUCUGUAUAUUAAUCAAUUACAUUUCCGUUGACCACGCUGGCUGGGGAUAAUGGUUACUGGAGUCUGCAAUGUUGCCCACUUCUUUUUUUUAAUAUUUUUUAUCUUGCUUUAAACAAAUACAGAUAAAUAUAAACAACCAAGAUUACAAAAGAAAAAUCCUUUAUAUUAAUAAUGGAAAAGGCUAAAAAACUACAAAAAAUAUCAAAGUACAUGGCAUAGAACAUAAGCCAUUAUGGGAAAGAAAAAAGGAAAAGGAAAGGAGAAGGAAGGAAGAAGAAAAAGGGGGAAAGAAAAAAAAGGGGGGAAUGAUCCAAAACACAAGAAGGCUCAUCUAUUGUACGUCAAGGUCACAAAAGAUCAUUAUUCUUAUCAAUUCUCUCUAUCUGCAUUCCAUAGAAUCCCUCAUCUUGGUUUCAGAGAACAUUUCCCUAUGCGGUAUCAUUCUAAACAUAACCAGGUCUUUAUUGAUGAACCCUUAUCCCCAAGAUAAUUAUUUAAACAUUCCCAUUCUUCGUUCACCACCUUUUUAGGUUUAUCUCUUAUUGCAUCUGUCAGCUUCGCGAGCUCCAAGUACUCGUACAAUUUGACUACCCAUUCAUCUUUGUGGUUGCCCACUUAUUUCUGUGACAUAAGUGGAAAUUCAGUGACUAUUGGGUUGUAUCCAAUGGAGUAUUAGUGGCAAGGAGAAUUCUCCCCUCCUCCUUCCAUACACAGACACAGCUUGCUGAGUGGGGCAUAGCUGCUAUGCUAUCUUUUUGGCUGGUGAGUCCCUGUUGCUUACCAGGUGGGAGGCUGUGGGGAGGUCAGCGCGGUGCAAAAGCACCCGGAGGACUGCGGGACUGGCUCCUCCAGUGCAUUUGCACCGUGCAGACCUCUUUGCUGUCUUCCUCUUCUUCCUCCUCUUCUUCUUUCUGGAGAGCCCAAAAGUUUGCAUAGUGGCUGCACCCCACCUGCAGAGCUGCUUCUGUCCCCACAGCAGCCUCCUGCAGCCUCCGUAAAGCUUCUCCUAAUUAUUUUCCCUUCCCCUUUCUCCAGCCACAAACAGGUGGAACGAACUCUGUUUUCGGAGUGCAACUCGGGCUGCAUCUGCUCCAAGAAUGAAUGGGAUCCCAUAUGCGGGGAAAACGGAAUCACCUACAUCUCGGCUUGCCUUGCUGGUUGCAAAACAUCCAAUGGAAGUGGGAAAGACAUGGUAAGUGGCUUCUUUCUGACUGGUCCUUCCUCUACUUUGAUAAGUAAAGGACCAAUUCACAUGUUUUUGCAAUGUGCUAUACUCACAAAGUUUUGGGAGAAAACGGUGAAUUAUAUAAAUAUGACUGCACAAAAAAAGCUAAAAUUUUCAGAGGAUAAUAUUUUUUUGAACUACAUACCUGCUAUAUCGAAUUAGACAACUGGACAAUGUCAAUGGAUUCUCUGUGACCUUACUGUGGUCAAAAGGUCAAUGUUGCUGCAUUGGAAAAAUAAAAGUGUAUGGUUCCAUUUAUUCAGUGGAUUGUAGGCAUGACUACGCUUGCCACCUAUGAGUGGAUUGCUUAUAGAUGUAGACUUUCCAUGAAUAAUAAUAAUAAUAAUAAUAAUAAUAAUAAUAAUAAUGUAUUUGUAUCCCGCCCUCCCCAGCUGAAGCCGGGCUCAGAGCGGCUAACAACAGUAAAAUAAUACAACAUUCUAAAAUCAUUUCAUUAUAAAAUCAGUUCAAAUCAAAUUAAUGACAACCAUUGGGCUAGAGUUCUGUGAGGAUUGCCAAAGGACGGGGUCAGGCUGUUCCCUGGCCAAAGGCCUGGUGGAACAGCUCUGUCUUGCAGGCCCUGCGGAAAGAUGUCAAGUCCCGCAAGGCCCUAGUCUCCUGUGACAGAGCGUUCCACCAGAUUGGAGCCACAGCUGAAAAAGCCCUGGCUCUGGUUGAGGCCAGCUUAACCUCCCUGCGGCCCGGGACCUCCAAGAUGUUUUUGUUUGAAGACCGUAAGGUCUUCUGUGGGACACACCAGGAGAGGCGGUCCCGUAAGUGAAUUUGGAACUCAUUUCUAUGAAAUGCAGUAGGUGAAAAUGGUAAUUGUUAACAGUUAACAAUUGGUAUAGUGAUCUACUACACCUUUUUGCAUUUUUCUUUCUUCGCUGAAAAAACAACACCGCUUUUCAUGUGUUAUAUUUAAAUUCAAUUUAAUUUUUUUUAAGUAAAGGAACAAUUCUCACAACCUUUCUCAUGCUCAUUUGCAAUGAUGGAAUCAAGCUGGCUCCAGGUCAAGUACUAGCUCCCAACAUGGAAUUGCAAAUGUCAGGAAUCAAAAGGGCUGACAACCCCCCCUUUUUUUUACAAGAACAGUUGGACCAGUGGCAGUCAGAUACAGAGGGUAGAGUGAGACUGCAGCUCACACACAUACACCCCACCACACCUCCUGUUCUCCAGAACGUCCUCUUCGUAGUCUGCUGCCUUGGUGGUCUUUGUGCUCUGCUUAUAAAUGUCACCAGCCCUACUGCCCUAGCAUCAGGGACUGGACUGAAGGGGACAAGAUUGAGGAGGAAUGGUGGAGCUGGCCCCUGCCUCACUUCUCUUCCCGAAGCUUCCAGAGAAGAGGAAAGCAGUAUUGAAUUACAGCAGUGGUUCGAGGAAGGUCACAGCUCAGAGACAGGCAGAGACAGAAGAGUUGGGAGGUGUUGGGAGAAGACAAGCUGAGAGUAUUUCUGACCCCCCUUCUCCCAGAACCCAGCGUUCAUUGAGAGUGCAAGAGCAAAGGACUCAGAGACAAUUAGCCCCUGGUGGCCACCAUAAGGGCAAGUGCUGUUGCUAGGAAAGGAGGGAGCAGGAACUCAGUUGGAGCAACACCAUUAACGGGAGACUGACUGCAUUCCUUUGUCUCUCACUGUGAUGAUUGAAUAAACUCAUUAGUAAGAACUCUACUUUGUUUUUCUCUGCUUCUUGCUGCCACUGGGGGAGGGAUAGAAUUCCCCGAAGCCUGACACCUAGCUAAGAAAGGAAAGAAAAAUGGUUGUCCAUGUCUGCUGAUGCAACAUCAUAAGGUUUUUUAUUGGUGAGGGGAGGUACCCAUCAAAGUGGAAUAGGAUGUAGGAUCCACCAUACUGAGGUUGGUUAGACCUAGAGGGCACCUUGCUGAAGAUCCCUUAUAAGUGGCACUGGCCCUGCCCAGACCAGGUUGAUUCCACCCUGCCCUAUAGCCAUGGAUGGCCAUCUGUCAUGGUUGCUUUAGUUGAGAUUCCUGCAUUGCAGUGAAUUGGACUAGAUGACCCUCAGGAUCCCUUAUGAUUCUAUGAUUUCAGCACAAUGUAGCUCAUAUCUGUGCUUGUUUCGGCACCUCUCCCCAUUGCAAGUCCAUUGGUUGGAUCCAGAGACAUGGAUAAGACACAGUCAGCUCCUGUGAUGGAUGGAGUGGGUGCCAAUCUCUGCUCCCCACUUCUCUGUGACCCCUAAAAAAUUGUUACGGAGGGGCCCUCAAACAUUGUUGGAAAUGGCGUUCGUGAGGAACAUGGAAACAGCACCUCUGCUGUAUCAAACCUGAUUUCAUUCCUGGAAAGACAACUUUCUUGAAUAGAAGGACAUUUUUGAAUCCAGCCCGCUUUGACCUUAGUCAAAUGUGAUCGCGUCAAGCUGUAAUGUCAGGACUUUUGCAAAAGUGUAUUGCUACCUGAACUCGUCGCUGUGGCCCUUCUAGCAUUCAAAAACUUCUCACAGUGUUUGGGAAUGUUUUGCUUUUUAAACUGUUAGGAACAAUGUGCUGGUUUUACAGUGGUACCUCGGGUUGAGUACUUAAUUCGUUCCGGAGGUCCAUACUUAACCUGAAACUGUUCUUAACCUGAAGCACCACUUUAGCUAAUGGGGCCUCCUGCUGCCGCCGCACUGCCAGACCACGAUUUCUGUUCUCCUCCUGAAGCAAAGUUCUUAACCUGAAGCACUAUUUCUGGGUUAGCGGAGUCUGUAACCUGAAGCGUAUGUAACCCGAAGCGUACGUAACCCGAGGUACCACUGUAUUCUUAUUUUUUUAAAGGCCUUGAUUUUCUGUAACUUGGUCCAUGAUUAGCCUUGCAUGUCAUAUUCACCAUACACCAGUUUCUGAACCCACAUUUUUACGUGCUUCGUUCCAGAUAUUUUAUAACUGCAGCUGUGUGGGGAUCACGGAAUUGUCGUCAAGGCAGUCUUCAGCUGUGAUGGGACCGUGCCAAAAAGGAAACGAAUGCCCCAAAAUGUUCCUCUAUUUUCUGGUUGUAUCAGUAAUCACAUCUUUCACCCUGUCCAUUGGAGGGACUCCUGGAUACAUUUUACUCCUACGGUGAAUAGCUGAGUCGUUCCCACUAAACGCAAUACAUAUCCCCAAGCGCUAAAGGGAAUUAUGUAGGAAUGGAAAUUUAGCAGGAGUGGACAGAUCAGUCUAUGACUAUGUCAUUGUCUCAUGUGCUCAUUGAUUCCAUCCUAUUUCAGCAUUAAUCUGCAUUUUGUGUGUGUCAUAUUUAUGUAUAUUAUUUAUAUAACACACAUACAUUCACAUGCAUACAUGAUUUUUCAAAAACUUAAUUUAAAUAUGUAAAAAAAAAAAUUAUCUCAUUGCACACAGUUGACAACAUAUUUUAUCCUAAAAUGUGUGCUUUAAUGCUUUGUGGUAACUUUUUUCCUUAAGCAUCCUUUGCCAUUGGUGUCAAAUUCCCCCUCCUCAACAGCUAGCCCAAAAGUAGAGCACCUGAUCUUUGUCUAGCAGAGGGCCUGAGGUCCCCCAGAUUUUCUUGGACUUAAGUUCCCACCAUCUCUAACUGUUGGCUGAGCCAACUGGGGCUUAUGGGAGGUGGGCUCCAGCAACACCUGGAGGGCAACAGGUCUUCCAGCUGGGAUCUAGUGGAACUUGCCUGAUGUUGACAUGAUGGUUUUCUGCAUUUUUGACAUGAGAAGUUGAGUCAGACCAUUGGUCCAUCAACUCAGCACUUAUCUACCCUAGGGUUUCCCAAACAUGGGCUUCCAGCUGUUUUUUGGGCUACAGUUCUCAUCAUCCCUCACCACUGGUCCUGCUAAUUAGGAGUGAUGGGAGUUGUAGUCCAACAACAGCUGGAGACCCAAGUUUGGGAAACUCUAAUCUACACUGGUGGAACGCGGGUGGCGCUGUGGGUUAAACCACAGAGCCUAGGACUUUCAGAUCAGAAAGUCGGCGGUUCAAAUCCCCAUGACGGGGUGAGCUCCCGUUGCUCGGUCCCUGCUCCUGCCAACCUAGCAGUUUGAAAGCACGUCAAAGUGCAAGUAGAUAAAUAGGUACCACUCCAGUGGGAAGGUAAACAGCGUUUACGUAUGCUGCUCUGGUUUGCCAGAAGCGGCUUAGUCAUGCUGGCCACGUGACCCGGAAGCUGUAUGCGGGCUCCCUCGGCCAAUAAAGCGAGAUGAGUGCCGCAACCCCAGAGUCGGCCACGACUGGACCUAAUGGUCAGGGGCCCCUUUACCUUUACCUUUAAUCUACACUGACUGAAAGUGGUUCUCCUGGAUUUCAAGCUGGGUUCUCUCCCAGCCCUACCUGCAGAUGCUGGGGAUUGAACCUGGAGCUUUCUGUAUGCAAGACAGAUGCUCUACUGGCAUAUCCAACUCCCAAGAGACUGUGACUUUUUGUACACGAUAAGGAUCCUGUGAUCUACUAGGAUCAGCUGGGCAUCUACCAGUAGAUCACAAUCUACUGGUUGGACAUCCCUGCUCUACCACUUAAGUUACAGCGCUUCCAGCAUUCCAUAUCAGUGGCUAUCAGUAGAAAGUGGGGCAGGAAACCACAAAACAUUUUGUAUUUAUUUAUUCAUUUCAUUAAAUUUAAGCGCCACUUGAUUGCAAAACAAAAACAAAAACAGCAACCCCUCAAAGCGUUACACCGAAAGCUAAAACAAGAAAGCUGAGAGAAAAUUACAACCCUGCUUAUGAAGGUAAAAUACUGAAGCUUAUUAAGAGUACCUCAACUUUCUAAGGCUUUCUAAGGCUUGUCAAAACGAGAAUGUCUUUAGCAGGCACAGAAAAGAGGUCAGUGAAGGCACCUGCUUGGUAUCAAUAGGCAGAGAGUUCCAAAGUUUAGGGCAUGCCACACUAAACGAUUGAGUUCUUACAAAUGCGGAACAUUGUGGGGCUGUGAGGCAAAUAAGGUCUGCGAACUUGAAAACAAUGCUGCCGAGUGAAAGCCAGGCAUUUAUAGUAAAGGUAAAGGACCCCUGGACGGUUAACUCCAGCCAAAGGUGACUAUGGGGUGCGGCAUUCAUCUCGCUUUCAGGCCAAGGGAGCCGGCGUUUGUCUGCAGACAGCUUUCCGGGUCAUGUGGCCAGCGUGACUAAACUGCUUCUGGCGCAACGGAACACUGUGACAGAAACCAGAGCACACAGAAAUGCCAUUUACCUUCCUGCCGGAGCGGUACCUAUUUAUCUACUUGCACUGGCGUGCUUUCGAACUACUAGGUUGGCAGGAGCUGGGACUGAGCAAUGGGAGCUCACCCCAUCGUGGAAAUUCGAACCACCGACCUUCUGAUCAGCAAGCCCAAGAGGCACAGUGGUUUAGACCACAGCUCCACCCACGUUCCUAGGCAUUUGUAGGAACAAGGGCUGAACCUACCAAGUCAAAAUCUCUCAUUAUAGGCCUUCACUAAAUGUAUGGGUAUCGGGGGUGGAGCUAGCCGAGUGCAACAUUAGGGGCAGGGGCAGAGGGAGAUCCCUUGGUCUUCUUUUGCAUGCAAGUGUCUUACAGCCAUAUAAUAGGUUCACAGAGUUUCUGUUACUGGGAUUUGCAAGGGGGAGGGUUAAUAUCGCAUCUGAGCCGCCAUUGGGCGAUACCAACAUUCUAUCCACAUUGUCGAAUGUGUGCUGUUUCCUAGGUCCCUGAUUUGCAGGUGCACCUGAUAAGCUGAUCAAAGUUUUACUGCAGGUGGUACAUUUCUUUUGUUACCGUCUGCAAGAUUGGGAAAUGCCCCAAUCCCUCCUCUUUUAAAUUUGAAGGCUUUCUUCGGCUGUGGAAGCUUUCUGGUUUUAAAUUAAGCAUUUGGGAUUUAAAAAAGACUAGCAGACCACCUGAUGGAAGCCGGUUUCUGAAAAUAUUUCUUCAUAUUAGAUCUGAGAAGGGGGGGAGGGGGGUUAAUAAUGUUGAACUUCCAAGUGUAAUUCAUCUUAGAAUCCUAAAGGUGGCAGUAUAAUGCCAAGACUAACUCCUGGGAUUUUUAAAGGGGAGGAAAUUUUAUUUAAAGAUAUAGCGUAUAUGAAAAGGUUUAUGCAGAUGUAGAAGUGCAAACGCCCCGAUAAAUUAUUGGUUAAAAAUUAGAAUGUAAAGGAAUCACAUCCUUUUCAUUAUACUGCCAUAUACAGGAAUAUAAAGCAGAUCCAACAAGCCUGAUGCCUGCCUACCCCUGGCUAGAGUUUACUAGCUUCUCCAACCCUCUUUCCACCCCUGCAAGCCUCUCUCACUUUCUUUGCUGAGUCACAACCGUCCUGGAAAAAGUACAGGCAGUUCCUCCUUGAGAUAAGCACACCUUUGCAACUAAGUUCCCGCAACAAUAUGUUUUGAACGUCAUGCCUUUUAUAAAUGAAGGUUUUGUGCUUCGUGUAUUUCAGAUGCAUCAACCCACACCUCAAAUCUUUUGCAUUGGGCAUCUACACUUUAGCCAUCCGAGUUCUUGGUAAGUAUGAGUCAGACUUUGCGUCUCCCUGGCAUUUAUUCGUUUGUUGCAUUUAUCGUUGUUGUUAAUUUAAUUUGUACGCUGCCCGUCACCCGCAGGCCUCAGGGCGGUUCGCAACAGCACCCAUUGGCAUAGCUGUCAACGUUUCCCAUUUUUUAAGGGAAACUCCCUUAUUCCGAAUGGGAUUCCUUGCAAGAAAAGGGAAAAGUUGACAGAUAUGCCCAUUGGAGGAUUUGCAGUGCCACAUCAUGACUCUGGAUUUGCAUGAAGUCACCUUAGUGGCUGCAUGGGGUGGGAAGGGGGAAGCUCGGGGGGGGUGUCAAUCUCAGGGUUGUGGGUUCAAGUGAUACAUUGAGCAAAAGAUUCCUGCAUUGCAGGGGCUUGGAUGAGAUGAUCCACACCGUCCCUUCCAACUCUCCAAUUCUACAUAUGACUCUAUGAAUGGCAGGGGAGUUGAUGGGCAGAGUGAGCCGGGACAUGACCCCUAAUAUUUAUCUGUUUUUCUUUGUACAGCAGGGAUCCCGGCUCCAGUGUACUUUGGAGUCUCAAUAGACACAACAUGCCUCAAAUGGGGAAGCAAAAGGUGUGGAGGUCAGGGAGCUUGCAGGCUGUACGAUUCGAAUGCAUUCAGGUAACUACAUUUGAUAUUUCUAUUCUGCAUUUGUAACUCUCUUCAGAAUCUUCUCUUAAGGUAAAGGGACCCCUGACCAUUAGGUCCAGUCAUGGACGACUCUGGGAUUGCAGCGCUCAUCUGCUUUAUUGGCCGAGGGAGCCGGCGUACAGCUUCCGGGUCAUGUGGCCAGCAUGACUAAGCUGCUUCUGGCGAACCAGAGCAGCACACGGAAAUGCCAUUUACCUUCCCGACGGAGCGGUACCUAUUUAUCUACUUGCACUAUGACUUGCUUUCGAAUUGCUAAGUUGGCAGGAGCAGGGACCGAGCAACGGGAGCUCACCCCGUCGCGGGGAUUCAAACCACCGACCUUCUGAUCGGCAAGUCCUAGGCUCUGUGGUUUAACCCACGGCACCACCCGCGUCCCUUCAGAAUCAUCUUGUAGUUCAGUGAUAACUGGAGAACCUAGAUCCUUUGGGAAUCAGCCGUCAGUAGGUUGCUGGUCGCCUCUGAUGUUAUAGAGGAUGUGAAUAAGCAAGAGGAGUCCCCUCUGGCUGCCAUUGGCUUAGCUGCUCUGAAGUCACAGAAGGGCAUGGCAGCCUACAUCUAAGCCAGCUAAAUGCUGAUAGAGACCUGGAGGACUCUAAAUUCUAAGGCCUUUAAAUUCUAAGGUCAACAAGCAAUUUCUGCUAAAUUAAGGGUUGCCCACAGUUCAUGGCCUUACAAAUAUCAUGUUCUUAGCACAAAGUGGGUGGUUGCCUGUAAAUGGGAAAGCCAUUUAGCAGGCAAGCAUUUGCUUAAUUCUAUUGAUGUGGAAUAUGUUUUUCAAAUUACCUGGAGCAUGCCUGAUGAAGCUGGUCUCUCAGCAGAGUUGGUGGAAGGGUGUGCUGUAAAUGACCUUGCAAGAAAAACAGAGUGCAAUUCAUAUUGAUUCAGACCAUACACAGAACAAUGGAAUUGUUUUAUUGUGUGUUCUCAGUAUGGAUCUUUACUUCUUGAUGCUUGUGUAACUGGGUUUUUUCUACCUGUAAACUUCUCAGAAGCUCAUUCUAAUAAUAAUAAAAAUAAUGAUCGUAAUCAAUAGUAAUCACAAUCAACAAAAUAUAACAAUUAUAUUAAAAUUAGUUUAUAAUUAAUAAAUACAAUAAACAAUAGCAAUUUUAUUACCAUUAACUAAUAAUAAAUAAUGCUUGUUAAUUAUGAAUAAUAAUUAAUAACAGCAGCAACACCAAUACAUAAUAAUAUGUAUAUAUAUAUAUGUUAUAUAUUCAACUCGAACCAAUGGUUUCAAGAAAGGAGAUUCCGACUUAACAUCAGGAAAAACUUUCUGACAGUAAGAGCUGUUUGACAGUACAACUGACUCCCUUGGAAGCUGGUGAUUCUGCUUUUUUGGAGGUUUUUAAGCAGAGGUUGGAUGGUCCUCUCUCAUGAUGCUAUAGCUGAGAUUCCUGCAUUGCAGAGGGUUGGACUAGAAGACCCUCGGGGUCCCUUCCAACUCUAGAAUUUUAUGAUUCUAUGGUUCUAAUAUCGCAUCUGAGAAUUAGCGCUAAGGCAAAUCCAUAUUUUAUGGUAAUUCAGGUAAUUAUGAGUUUUGGCAACACAACCAAGCAAAGAAGCACCAGUGCAAGUAAUGGAUUCAAAAUUCUUCUUGCCUCACAGGUAUAUCUAUCUGGGCUUGACUGUUGUUCUAGGCACCAUGUCUACCUUCUUAAGUGUUGCUGUCUUGAUCAUCCUGAAGAAAAGAUACACCCCACACAACGAAACCAUCCCAGCCAUUGGAGAGAGAGAGAGCACCUCUGUUAAAAGCAGGAAAAGCGACUUCGUCAAUAGUGACCACGUGAUUCAGACAACCUACUGGCCAGAGAAAGAAACUCGACUUUAGGAAGACUCAGUGUAUUUUCAAGCGGUCUCUCUUCCAAUGUGGAAAAUUCUGGCCUACGUUUCAUUAUAAGUUAACGUGUUUGAAUGAGAGAGCUGGGUGGGCGGGCACAACUUUUUGCUAAAUACAAUAACCUUCCAAACACCUUUCUAGAACUUGUAGAGGCCUUUAAAAAUGCAAUAUUGCAUUUGCCUUUCUCAAAAUGCAGAACAAAACUAUUCCUUCUCCACAUGAAACAAAAAUAUGGCUUGAUGUAUGCAGCAUUCCUUGAGAGAAUCUUCCGUUUGGAGUGGUUUUGGCUGGUUUGCCAUCUCAGCACGACUGAGAAACCAUUGUGCCAUUGUAGCAAUUGCUCCCAAUUAUUAUUAUUAUUAUUCUGUUGAUGUUGAAGAGCAGGGACAAGAAACUUCCAGCGCUCCAGAUGUUGUUGAACUACAACUACCAUGAUCCCUGGCCACUGACCAUGGGGGUGAUGGGAAGUGAAGUCCAACAAUAUCUGGCACACCAAAGACUCCCCCCCCCCCCCGUUUUACAGGGCAAAAUGUCAACUCCGAGGCACUCAUAGGAUGACGAUUGCUCACUGCUACACUUAAAAGGUAGGGCAAGCAUCUUAGAAGCCUUCUGCGUCUGAGUGAAUUCAGCCUAUGGUGGACUACUUAGCUGUCUAAUCAACUUAUUUUUUGGGUUUGGUUUCAUAUAGCACUCAGUAUGGCGGCCAGGAGGGAGAUGGGGAAGGGCAAGGCAGUGGGGAGGUCAGCGCGGUGCAAACACACUGACAGGAGCACUGGCUUGGCUCCACUGGGGUGUUUGCACCGCAAUAGCAUCUCCGACACCUCAUAGCUCAUCAUCCCACUAAGCUGCAGCAAUUCCGCUGCCCAGAAGCUAUCGUUGCAGCUCUGCCCCACCUGACGAGCAGCUCCUGUGGAGAGGGUAGAUGCAAUGUAUCAACCCUUCUUCUGCAAUAGGUCGUCAUAUCAUUCUUUGAAAAAAGAAGACUGGCAUUUUAAUCCCAAACCUUACUAUUAAGUAAGGACCGACUCGCAACUGAACAUGGCUAGGUCAGGCUGAUUAGGAAAUAACUUCUUUGACUCUCCUCCAGGCAGCUUGAAGGGCAGCUAUUAUACUCCAGAUAUUUGGAAGGGUUUGGGUGACUUUUUGGUGUGGUUUAUUGGGGGAUGGGGGUGUCUGCUGCUAACUAACAAUGCAAUUUACAAUCUGGGUUGUGUACAGUAUAUACUUUACUCCAAAUACAUAAAUAAGCAACACAAUUCUCUUUCAAAGUAACCCAGCUUCUUUCUAAGAAAAGUUGCGUUCUAUUUUUUUUUUUAAUAAUUUUUUAUUAAGGUUUUAAACAAACAAAAAAGAAAAACAACACACACACAAAACAAUACAAAACUUAACAAUAUAAACACAAAGCCAUUAACUGCUUCCUUUCCAUUACCAAUUUUAAAUUACUUAUUUUCUGGACUUCCUCACUCUCUUUGUAUCUCCAACUACAUUUAUUUAUCCAGCAGUUUUUCCACUUUUAAUCCCACCCAGACUUAAUAAAAUGUUAAAUAUAUAACUUCAACUCUUUUAAACCUAAUCCUUGAUCUUAAUAUCCUGUAACUUUAAAGUUUUCCCUUUAAAAUCAAAUUUCAUUUCUUUAAACUUUUAAUCUUAAUCUAUCCUUAACUUAACCUAUGUAGCUGGAAACCAUCAUUUUCAGUCCAACAUCACUCUAACAUUCUUAAUUUGCAGUGUUUCUAAGAGGCCUGAAUUUCUUCCAGUCUUCCAUCACUCUUCUCCUGGUCACGGAUUCUGCCAGUCAUUUCCCGCCAAUUCCCAUAGUCCAUAAGUUUCCAUCUGCCAUUCCUCCAGCGUGAAGUUUUGUGUCUUCCAAUACUUUGCGAGAUUCUUGCUGCUGUUGUUGCAUACAUAAAGAAAGUUCUAUCUCACACCAUUUAAUAUGCCCAGGAGAAAGGCCCUGGUUUCUUAGGGAAGGUAUACUUAAAUACCUUUUAAUUCAUUAUAUAUCAUUUCCAGAAAGCCUUAAUCUUGGGCACGCCCACCAAAGGGUGUGAGUACACCUUCAAUUUCUUUACAUUUAAUAUCGUUAUCAAGUAAGUUUGACUUAAGCAUGUACUCACCUGUAUCAUUUUCAUAAUAUUCUUAAGGCAUUACAUGCCGUAAACCUCAUACCUGUGGUCCAUAACUGUCUCAGUCAGUAUCACAGACCAACGUCCCAGCCCAUUUAACAUAGCCGAUUUUAAUUGCUUAUCUUGAGUAUUCCAUUAGCAGCAAGUUAUACAUUCUGACAAAUUCUAGUAUUGCUCAAUAAUUUACUUCUAAUUUGACUCUUCCACUGGAAGCCAAUUUUCCUGUCCAAUUUAAAUACCUCCAUUAUUUGAUAAUAAUGAAGCCAGUCUUGCACUUUGUUUUUAGUUUUUCAAAACUCUGCAUUUUCUGUCUAUCUCCGUCUUGUUCAAAAUUUCCCAAUAUUUCUGUGCCAUUUGACCUCCAUAUUGACUUUUUCAAGGUUAUUUCAUUACUGGAAACAAAGCCACAGCCUCUAUUGCAACGCAAAUUUGCACGUAUUUUACUAUUAUACAUAAAGGAUUGCACUUUCAUAAUUUACAGUCUGAUCCCAUAAUGUUUAUUCACAUGAAGGUCAGUGGGGCUUAUUAGCAAGCAAUUAUUCAUAGGAUUGCUGCCUUAAUCAUUGUGAGGGACAGGAAGCCACUAGAUCACUGAAUCUUCUGAUUGGGGGUAGGAAAUGACUGAGAACAUUUUGGUGGGUGGGGUGACCUGGGGUGCCCAAUAAAUCCCCCCCCCUUUGUACAUUUUUUUAAAAAAGCUUUGUAGUUGUUCCAAGCAGCUGGGAAACCUUUUAUUU
Molecule: messenger RNA, 24914 nt
Organism: Podarcis lilfordi (Lilford's wall lizard)
Lineage: Eukaryota; Metazoa; Chordata; Lepidosauria; Squamata; Lacertidae
Source: the annotation of a GenBank genome assembly